Molecule: messenger RNA, 5890 nt
Organism: Drosophila willistoni
Lineage: Eukaryota; Metazoa; Arthropoda; Insecta; Diptera; Drosophilidae
Exons: 13
Coding region: 466-5127 (1553 amino acids)
Biological process (GO): G protein-coupled receptor signaling pathway
Cellular component (GO): membrane
Molecular function (GO): G protein-coupled receptor activity
Source: RefSeq, a predicted model, not a curated record
GCGCCAAAGCCGCGACUCCGGGGCCCCUGGCCUUCCGCGUAAUGCGGCCUGGUUCAGGGGGGAAAUGAUUGACGAUGGCCUUUGAUGAUUGAAAAUCAACAGCAGGAGCAAUCGCGUCACAAAUCGAUAACCACAACGAUCCAAGCACCAACCUGGACCACAAACUCGUACACGCACAGAAGGGGAGACAUAGAGCAACAAAGCGCUGAUCAGGCAAUCAGCCAAAACGCGAAGGACACGUAGGCACUGUGAAUUGUGCACCGCACUGCACUCCCUCAAGGAUAGAAGCACAUAGGGGUUUACAUUGUAAUUGCAAGUGAAACUACUCCCGUUCAAGUGAGUCGAGUCCACCAGAGGCUAGUCGGGGCAGAGCCCCAUUUCAGGCCGAAGCGGAGGGCGAGGAGCAGUGAAAGGAUGUUGAGGCCGCGGGUCUGUCGGCAGCUGCUGCUGGUGGUAAUGAUAACAAUGAUGCUGGUGGGGCAAGGCCAAGCGGAUCUGGCAGUUGCAGGAGAAGCAGAAGCAACAGCUGCUGGUGGAUUCUCCCAACCAGCUAGAGCUCGCAUCAAAGCGGAAACGGAAACCAUGAUGGCUGGUGACAGUUUCAACAUUCGCCACGGGCGCUCUCGUUCCCAUAUGCUGCUCCACAACAGCGGCAGCAGCAGCAGCAGCAGCAGCGGCACUGGCAAUACUAACAGCACUUUGAAUCCGCCCACCCAGUUUCCAUUUGCAGAGUAUACAACAAGCUCUAGUCCUCCAGUCACGCAUAAAAUACGCAAAUUGCACAAAAAGAAAAUCAAUGAGAGCAUACGUAAAAGCGUCGACAAGAGCCUCGGUAUGGUGCGCUCGGCCAAGAAUCACCGUAGUUUGGCAGAGGCUGAGCAUCUGCAGGGUCGCCCCACCAACGACGGCAGUGAAGGGGAAGAUGAGGCGUCGGCAGCUUUAAGUGAGGUCAUGCAAUUGGCGGAUGAGAUUGAUUUGGAAAACUCAUUAGAGUCGGCUUACUUGGUUGGCGAUGAGCCGCAGCCGGAGUCAGAGUCAGGGCAAGGAACAGCCAACGGCAUGGAGACGGACACAACUAUCGCGCCAAUUCCCCUAGCAGUUGCCAUGUCAACAACGCGACAGGCCACAGGUGCAGCUGAUGAUGGAGCUUUGGGUAUCAAUCCAGGCCGGCAAUUUGUGCGUGCCAACAUUGAUGAUGCCAAUUAUGAAGAGGACAUGGAUUCAGAUAGGAACGGGGGGGAUGGCAACAGCAUGAAUGAUGAUGAUGAUGAUGACGAUGAUGAUGACGACGACGAAGAGCUAUCUCCGUCGACGACCACAUCACCGAUGAGAACGGCGACAUUUGCGCCUCGUGAUGGCACCGCAAAUGGGGCAAGAACGCGCCUGGUGCCAGUGAAUGGUAAUAGCAGUUGGUCAAUGAAGAGUGGUAAAGGAGGACUCCCAUUGAGCACCGAAGAGUCUACGGAAUCCGAUUACCACAUAGAAGAGACGCAGCUUCAUAUCGAACACAAUGCCCGAAACAAUGAAGUCGAUGAUGAUGAUGAUGUUGAUAAUAAUGAUGCAGGGGACAGCGAUAAUAAUAAUAAUGGUGAGUCCCGGGCCAAGUUGCUGGCUGGAGAACUGCAACAGCUCAACGACAGUAGUAGCAGUGAUGCAGCCACCACCACCACUGAGUGGGACUUGCUGGAAGAGCAGCACAACAAUGCAAAUGAACCCGAGGCCGAGGCACGCUCGCAGGCCAGCAUGGAGGUCAAACAGAUCAACUUCGAGGCUGAAGGCGAAUCUGAAACCGCGAUGGACACUUCCGAGGUAACAAUGGACGACGGUUAUCCGCCAGAGGUAUUAAUAGACGACAACACCAAGCAGUUGGUCAUUGGCGAUGUCGAGGGUGAUAGUUUGGAUGCAGAUAACAUGGAGUCGAAUAAGAUAACGGCCGAUGUGAUCAAUGCGAGAGACAGUAAAAUUGAUUUAGUAUCCAAAUUUCUGCAAUACAUUGAGCAGCAGCAUCUGAUGGGCUCAAACUGUGUGGCAGGCACAUCGCUGAACCUGGGUGAGGGCGUGGUCGACCGAUAUGCGCAGGAUCGAUUCCGUGUGGAGGCUGAGGUGGCGGUCAAUCGCGCAAAUAUGCUGACCAGAAUCUUUAAGACAACCGCCCGCUCGGUGCAGGAGGAUGUCAACCUGCUGCAUGCCUCGGUCCUGUCAAUGGUGGAGUUCGAUGAUGAUAUAUUUGCCGCCGGAAACUGCUUCGAUUGGAACGAGCAUCCAGCCCAGCCUGGACUGUUUUGCCCAUUCGCAUAUCGACUGCCUCCACCGAAUUUGGGAGCAAUUUUCGCCAAGGAUCUGGCCAUGGAAUAUCAUUAUCUGGGCAAUACAUCUGAAUGGUUCUUUUUGGCGCGCAAGAAUGCCGAGAAGGUGAUAGCGCGCAAUGAGCAAUAUUUAAAGUCCUUUCAUCUUUACUCCAAUCGCACCGAGGAGAGAAUCGAGGACGAUACUUUGGCUGUGAAAUAUGAGGACGGCAGAUGGUCGAAACCAUAUUACGAUUGCGGCGGUGGCAAUAUAUGGAUGCUAACCUAUACGGUUCCAUUCUUUGGCUUUGAGAACGGCAGCUAUCAUUUCAAAGGCACAUCUGGCAUCGAUAUCGACUUGCGGCGCGUGGACAUCGACCAGUGCCCCCAGCGUCACACUCCGGGCACGAAGCGACCGCUAAACAUCUUUGCCGGCACCGACAAGUGCAAGCAGCGGACCACAAUGUGUGAGGCCAUCAUGGGUCUGGGCUUUCGUCGUGGCUCCUACAAAUGCCUUUGCCGCAAGGGCUUCUACUUUCCCGAUGUGAUAUCACAGCACAAAUUCUUUAACGGCAGCCUCUUGGAGGAGGAGUACGAGAAGCUCAUGCUGGGCAAGAACUCCACAUACAACAGCAACAGCGAGUACGAGUGCCUGCCCUGCGCCGAGGGCUGCGAUUCCUGUGAGGAUGCUUCUCCAUGCAUAGCCGCCCUUAAUUGGCCAAUGCGUACUAGCAUCCUGGCUCUGGCUUGCAUUGUCAUCGGUCUGUUGCCGCCGGCUGCCUGGUUCACCUUUCGCUAUCAGCAAGUCAAGGUUGUUCGAGCCGCUAGCCCAGCAUUGCUCCGGGUCAUUGCCUUGGGUGCAUUCUUCAUAUACUGCACGAAUAUUGUAAUGUAUCCGAAUCCGAAUCUGUAUACCUGCACCGCCCGCAUUUGGCUACGUGAGAUUGGCUUCUCGCUAACUUAUGGUGCUCUGAUGCUCAAGACCUGGCGGAUAUCGGUGAUUUUUCGGGUUCGCUCGGCCAAGGCCGUCAAAAUCACUGAUGCGGCUUUGCUUAAGCGGUUGGGCAUCAUAUGUGGAGCCAUUGGCACUUGCCUGCUGGUACGCACUCUCGUUUCGCCGCCGGAUGUGGUAGUUGGACGCACCGCUGAUGACCUCAAAGCGUUCCUAUGCAAAACGGACUGGUGGGACUAUACAUUCACAUCGAUGGAGGUGUUGUUUCUGGCCUGGGGCGUUCGCCUUUGCAUCAUGGUGCGAAAAGCGCCUUCCGAAUUCAACGAGAGUCGCUUCAUCUCAAUGGCUAUCUACAACGAGUUUCUGCUCACUUGCUUCCUAAACGUGUCCAUGCUCUUUUUGCAAUCUCCAGCCAAUCCGGAUCUGUUGUACAUCAUUUUCUUUUGCCACACUCAACUGACAGUGACGCUGCUGCUGGCCCUCAUUUUUGGCAGCAAGGUCUACAUUGUUCUGCGGAGUGGCAAAUCGCAUCAGGAGAAUAUCGGCCUGGGGGCCAAGGCGUCGGGGGCCAAAUUCAAUUUUCGGCCACAGGUGCGCACUUUCGCGAAUCCCAGUUCGGUGACAACUUCCACAGCUCCAGUGGCGGGCACCACAUCAGCAGAGAACAAAUUGUCCGACCAGGAGGCGUUGGAGGAGAUUCGCCAGCUGAGCAUGCAACUGCAGCGCAUACAGGAGAUGGCCCCACCCAAGGGGGUGGCUGUGAUGACCAUUUCCAGCCUACUGGAUGGACUUAAAACCCCCGGGGGCAUGAUGGUGGUGGCGGCAGCGGCCACCCACGCCUCCUCCCAACAGCAACGAGCUCUGCCCUUGCUGGCCCUCAAUGCGGAGAUGCAAAAAUACAAUCAACAGCAGCUGCAAUUGCAUCAGCACCAGCACCAGCACCAGUAUCAGAACAACAAUGCCAACGGCCGAGGCGGAGGCGGAGGCGGAGGAAGUGGUGUUGGUGUCACACGCACCAGCAUACCCACCAUGGUGCUAGAGACGCCCCCAUCGUCCACCCCGCCAUCGACAGCAUACGAGGAUCGAGCCAUGAAUACCGAACUUAGUGGCGACGACUUCCGUGAGCAAUUGCUGCGUCGCACUGCCGAUGGCCACAUCAUAUGCAGUCGGUGCCUGGACGCGUCCAAAGAGCACUACUAUUGCUGUCCACCGCGCAGCGCUUGCGAGCAGUUGGGGUCGCCGCAGCCGGAAGGCAGCCUUAGUUUUGCGAACAUUAAGCUGGACUGCAUGUGCUCGCAAUCGGAAGAUCUGGAUCAGACGCAACGCCGUCGGCCAGCACUGCGCUCGGCGGCCACCAACACGCCGCCGACCAGCUGCAAGCGCGGCCCACGCAAUCUCCUCGAAGCGGAGGUCAGCAUUUCGUAUCAAAUUUGUGAUAAUUGUAGAAGUAAGUAUAAGCUUAAUGGGCGGAGACGCAGUGGCGAGGAGUCCACCCACCCGGCAACCAGUCUGCCCAGUCAGAUUCGCAGCAGCGAACUGCUGGAUCGCAGUGCAUCGUCCACAGCUGUGGGCAAAAUAACAGCCCACUCUACAGACGACCUUGCCUUGUUCAGCGCCAUCGGCAGCAGUACCACCGUCGAAAGGCAGCUGGAGCCAGCGCGAGAUCCAGACGAUCCGGACCAGCAGCCCAGUGGCACUCCCAUUCCCACUCCCACUCCUGUUCCGGCUCCCGCGCCCUCACUGGGAAACGUGUCGAACGCAUCGAAUAACUCAACUAGCCAAACGGACAAGACAAAUGGAAGCGGUGGAACCACAAGGCCCAAGCGUCCAGAUAAAUUGGUGCUUGAUCUUAACGAUCGCUCGAAAUAUACCAAGGAGGUUUCUGUAUGAAGGGAAAGAUCGGGCUGUCAAAUCGGUUUAGAUUCAAAUGAAGGUAUUGAUUUCGAAACACCAAAUUCAAACUUUGAAUAAUUUCUAAGCAUAUUUGCCCAUUGUUUUCUUAUUUAGCCAACAAUAUUUUUUAAUUGAAACACGGUCAAGGUCAGCUUUAAAUAGGUUCAACCUCUUGCAUUAACUCAAAACAAGUUUCCGAAAAUUCAUUCUAUUGAUUAAGUUUCGUAACCGAUUAGAAACCGAUUUGCGUGCUCGCUUCUUUAAUGGGAAAUGAUAUUAUCUAUGUAAUACAUUUGUGUACUAUUUCUGUAUGUUAUGCCAAGAGUUUAAAAUUACCAAAGACUUUACGAGAUUAUAUAUUAUGCCUAGGUACAUACAUACGUACAUACAUAUGUCGGUAAGUAAGUACUUCUUAGCUAAUAGAUAUUUGUUAUUAUUGCGCUAGUACUAACUAGACUAAUCUAUUGUUAAGCCUAAAACGCCUGUUUUCAGCGAGAGAAGUGAACCGAGAAGAAGCGGAAGGGAAGUGUUGAAUGUUCAAAGUAUUUGCAUUGCUAAGCAAAAUGAUUUGCAACUCUAAUGAGCCCCUUAAAAUGUUGUGAAUAUUUUGCAAAUAACACAGAUACAUAAACACCCUCACACACACACACACACACACACACACACGCAGAUAGAUGGAGCAAACAAACAAACGAAACCAUUUUGUUGAAAAUCAUGUGUUUUAGCUGAAAAUUGAAUUUAUAUUGUAUAUCUAUAAAUA